AUGAUGGAGAGAGCGAGAGACGCAAUGACUGUGGACGGCCUGGAGUCACCGGACACCGCGGACUUCCACCAGUCCCAUUUGAAGGAACUUCUAGGACUGGUGCUGGAGCUGGAGGAUAUUGUGGCGUCGAAGAUCGCAUGCGUGGAGAUGACUAAGGCGUUCUUCAAGUUCGUUCUGGUUCCGCUCAAGCUGGCGGCUCCAGUGGCGCGGAUGUUGUUGGACAAGAAGCCGAAGUUGUUGUUGGCGUUCGCAGCAAAGGCAUUGCUCAUGAAUGCUUCAGGGGGCAAAGCCUUUGGCGACGACGGAAUGAAGAAGUUGAUGCUGUUGGCGCUCGUCGCACCGAAAGCUCUUGAUGUGUUGAGGACGAAUCCGGCAGGCGAUUUGCUGCCUCUCCUCAAACUUCUUCCCCUUCUAGGGGGAGCCAAGUUGGACAAGCUGUUGCCGAUCGCGCUGCUCGCCAUGGCUGCCUUCGAUGCUCCGGAGGUGGCUGCGUUGCUCAAGAGUGUCGUUAGCAAGAAGCUGGUUUCCGGCGGCUACGGCGUGAAGGCGACGGCAGUGGAAACGUCUGACGAGGAAAUGUCGGUGGUGGACUAUUUGGUUGACUCCUGGGCGGUCGCGGACGGACAGUUCGAAGACGAAAUGACAGUUUCGAGGGCGGCAACGGAAGCAAAGGAAGCCAAGUGCAUUUGUCGACGCGAUAUUGGCCCCGGCCGGCUCCUCGUCGAGGUCGCGCCCAUGAUGGAGAGAGCGAGAGACGCAAUGACUGUGGACGGCCUGGAGUCACCGGACACCGCGGACUUCCACCAGUCCCAUUUGAAGGAACUUCUAGGACUGGUGCUGGAGCUGGAGGAUAUUGUGGCGUCGAAGAUCGCAUGCGUGGAGAUGACUAAGGCGUUCUUCAAGUUCGUUCUGGUUCCGCUCAAGCUGGCGGCUCCAGUGGCGCGGAUGUUGGGCAAAGCCUUUGGCGACGACGGAAUGAAGAAGUUGAUGCUGUUGGCGCUCGUCGCACCGAAAGCUCUUGAUGUGUUGAGGACGAAUCCGGCAGGCGAUUUGCUGCCUCUCCUCAAACUUCUUCCCCUUCUAGGGGGAGCCAAGUUGGACAAGCUGUUGCCGAUCGCGCUGCUCGCCAUGGCUGCCUUCGAUGCUCCGGAGGUGGCUGCGUUGCUCAAGAGUGUCGUUAGCAAGAAGCUGGUUUCCGGCGGCUACGGCGUGAAGGCGACGGCAGUGGAAACGUCUGACGAGGAAAUGUCGGUGGUGGACUAUUUGGUUGACUCCUGGGCGGUCGCGGACGGACAGUUCGAAGACGAAAUGACAGUUUCGAGGGCGGCAACGGAAGCAAAGGAAGCCAAGUCGGCAGUAAAAUCUAUCUCGAGGGACGUUGCAGCGUGGACAGGUGCGGACGCCGAGAGUGGGGACUCUGCAGGUGCAUUUGUCGACGCGAUAUUGGCCCCGGCCGGCCUCCUCGUCGAGGUCGCGCCCAUGAUGGAGAGAGCGAGAGACGCAAUGACUGUGGACGGCCUGGAGUCACCGGACACCGCGGACUUCCACCAGUCCCAUUUGAAGGAACUUCUAGGACUGGUGCUGGAGCUGGAGGAUAUUGUGGCGUCGAAGAUCGCAUGCGUGGAGAUGACUAAGGCGUUCUUCAAGUUCGUUCUGGUUCCGCUCAAGCUGGCGGCUCCAGUGGCGCGGAUGUUGUUGGACAAGAAGCCGAAGUUGUUGUUGGCGUUCGCAGCAAAGGCAUUGCUCAUGAAUGCUUCAGGGGGCAAAGCCUUUGGCGACGACGGAAUGAAGAAGUUGAUGCUGUUGGCGCUCGUCGCACCGAAAGCUCUUGAUGUGUUGAGGACGAAUCCGGCAGGCGAUUUGCUGCCUCUCCUCAAACUUUCUUCCCCUUCUAGGGGGAGCCAAGUUGGACAAGCUGUUGCCGAUCGCGCUGCUCGCCAUGGCUGCCUUCGAUGCUCCGGAGGUGGCUGCGUUGCUCAAGAGUGUCGUUAG
Besnoitia besnoiti is the source of this 1992-nucleotide messenger RNA. RefSeq lists its product as uncharacterized. NCBI's taxonomy places the organism in Eukaryota, Apicomplexa, Conoidasida, Eucoccidiorida, Sarcocystidae. The transcript is spliced from 3 exons. The coding region runs from base 1 to 1992 and encodes 663 amino acids. The record is from RefSeq and is a predicted model, not a curated record.